Messenger RNA from Rhipicephalus microplus (southern cattle tick), 2093 nucleotides. Its product is annotated as ubiquitin carboxyl-terminal hydrolase MINDY-2. Gene Ontology annotation, cellular component: cell periphery; cytosol. Gene Ontology annotation, molecular function: cysteine-type carboxypeptidase activity; K48-linked deubiquitinase activity; cysteine-type deubiquitinase activity. The record is from RefSeq and is a predicted model, not a curated record. NCBI's taxonomy places the organism in Eukaryota, Metazoa, Arthropoda, Arachnida, Ixodida, Ixodidae. Gene Ontology annotation, biological process: protein K48-linked deubiquitination.
UCGGAAAGCAAACCAGUCGACCUGCUGUGAUGCGCUUUCCGAGCUCGCGUCUUCGUCGUUAAAGCAACGUUGUUGUGGUUAUCGCAUCUCUGAGAGUGCCGACCGCGCAUAACACUAGUGUUGUACUGCCAAACUCUACGUUUGAUUUUUUUUGCCAUGUAAACCCUGCACCAGCCAUCGUGUAAAUUGACAUGGAAGUGCAUCGUACCUGUUGAACAAGGAUUGCAAUGUCAAAUAUUUAUUCACCUGAAAAAUCGCCUUCCUAUCGUGGUUUUCGGGUAGAAUGGAACAGCCAAGCACACAGCAGCAAGAGUUUGCACCUGUCGGAGGAGGAGCAGGAGCAGAAACUGUAUCGGUCAGCGAGGCCAGCGACGCGGCUGCGCCGGCACAGGCAGAAGCAGCUUUCCCCACUGAGACGACGACCUCGUGUACCAGCCCGAGUGCCGAGCAGCCACCGCAGUCCGUGUACCACAUCAAGUGGGUGCGGUGGAACAAUCAGAAGACGCCCAUUGUCACACAGAACGAGAAUGGGCCCUGUCCCUUGAUUGCCAUCAUCAACGUCCUCACCCUGAAGGGUCUUGUCAAGCUUCCACAAACACUCGAUAUUGUGACCGUUGAACAGCUCAUGGAGCAUCUGGGGGACUGCAUACUGUCCUCUAUACCGAAGGACAUUCCAGAAAGUGCGCAGCUUAAUUAUGAGCAAAACAUGCACGAUGCCAUUGCCAUCCUGCCGAAGCUGCAAACGGGGUUGGACGUAAACGUUCGAUUCACAGGUGUAAAGGAUUUCGAGUACACGCCCGAGUGCAUCGUGUUCGAUCUGCUGCGAAUUCCUCUGUACCACGGUUGGCUCCUCGACCCCGAGUCGCCAGAGAUCCUUGCAGCGGUCGGCAGCUGCAGCUACAACCAACUCGUGGAAAAGAUAAUCAACAACAAGUCUUCUACAAAGCCAGAAAUGGUCACUGAAGCACUGUUAGCUGAAGCUUUCCUGGAGCGAACAGCAUCACAGCUGACCUACCACGGCCUGUGCGAGUUGAACUCCACGCUAACGGAAGACGAACUGUGUGUCCUCUUUCGGAAUAACCACUUUAUCACCUUGUAUAAACGAAAGGACCGUCUGUAUCAGCUGGUAACGGAUCAGGGCUUCCUGAAUGAGCCAGAUGUAGUCUGGGAGUCAUUGAUCAACGUCGAGGGCGACGGCCAGUUUGCAGAUUCCGACUUCAUCGUGAACCCGCCCAAGCCUCGGUGCCUCACCACCGAGCAGCAAAUCGAUCGGGAUUACCUGGUUGCCUUAAGCUUGCACCACGAGCAAGUGCACCAUGAGCGAACGAAAAACGACGCUUUGCAGUCCUUCGUCCAACCUGUUGAGCCGCUCGACCACAACGCCAUCCGCGCAGACGAGGAACUCGCGAAGCAGCUUCAGGAGGAAGAGCACCACAGGGCACUGUCACGUCCCCCCACGCGCAACGCAUCAGGUUCAGCGCAGGACGCUGUCGAAUCAACGGGGCGGCAAAGGCAAAGCAACAGUAGCCCACCGUCCAAGAAAGACUGUUCAAUCCUGUAGGUGGGCCUCCUCACUAUGAUGCAAAUCAUGCCAGAAUGCAAACACACCUUCCUCCUCCUGGUGCCGCUGUUGCCAUUUACUACGCACUGUACAUAGGACAAGCAGGGACACCUGUUGUCUUCUCCGCAAUCGAGAUUGCUACGCUUGGAAAACCAGGCCAACAUGGUGGAUGUUGUACUGGGCAGACAGGCCAAGGGCUCCCAGCUUUACUAUAGACUAGGAGUGGGAAGGGGGACAAAACUACCUCUUCCGUGUUGACAGCUUGCAAUCGUCGAGAACACAGCAAAGACCAGUUAGCCAGGACAAUACGCGGUCGCCGCAGUGCCGUGCCGGUGGUCUUAUUAACCUCGAAUUAUAGAAGUACGAUAAUAUAUGGCGCCCUACAUAUAUAUGUGUAUAAAUUAACACGUGGGUUAGCAAAGAGGUGUCUGGGGGCAAAAUGCAGCUCUCUGCGUGGUAAGCAGAGUGGUUACCCGUUUUGUUUCUUUGUAUCACGUUGAUGUUAUUAUUAAAGCCCAUGAUUGAUGCGCAA